AUGCAGUUUGCUGAUUCAGAUGCAGUGAAGUCAGUGUCAGUGAUGGAGGGAGAUUCAGUCUCUCUACAGACUAACACUGAACUACAGACAGAGGAUCAGAUAACGUGGGCAUUUGGACCUUCAGCGGUUUUUCUAGCUCAAUUACAAAAAGAAACUAGAAUCGUAAUCACACAUGAUCCUGAUGGGAGAUUCAGAAACAGGCUGAAGGUGAAUAAUCAGACUGGAUCUCUGACCAUCACAAACACCAGAACCACACACUCUGGACUUUAUCAAAUAAUCACCAGCAGCAGCAGGAGCAGAAACACCACAUACAAAUUCAAUGUUACUGUCUUUGCUAGUCUGCCUGUUCCUGUGUUCAGAAGAAUCUUUUCAUCAUCAUCAUCACAGCAGAAUUGUUCAUUGGUGUGUUCAGCUGUGAAUGUGAGUCAUGUGACUCUCUCCUGGUACAAAGGAAACAGUUUAUUGUCCAGCAUCAGUGUGUCUGGUCUCAGCAUCAGUCUCUCUCUACCUCUGGAGGUGGAAAAUCAGGAUAAAAACACCUACAGCUGUGUGCUCAACAAUCCCAUCAGCAACCAGACUCAACAUCUGGACAUCACUCAACUCUGUACUCUGUCUGCGGUUGUGGUUCUACUGAAGCUGUGA
Molecule: messenger RNA, 642 nt
Organism: Cyprinus carpio (common carp)
Lineage: Eukaryota; Metazoa; Chordata; Actinopteri; Cypriniformes; Cyprinidae
Product: SLAM family member 5-like
Exons: 4
Coding region: 1-642 (213 amino acids)
Source: RefSeq, a predicted model, not a curated record